CCUCAUGGGCACUGGGCCAUGACAUUUCGAUGCUUCCGGGCUGCGGUUGCUGUGUCCUGGGUCCUUUUUUUCAAUGCAGCUACCGCCCCAUCGGCACGCCCACGGUAUGAAGUGAUGCCAGCGGAAGGGAGCCAAGGCGGCGUGUCCGCCAUCCACGGCAUCACUCCUCAGCAGCUCGAUGUUGUCCUUGCCGAAACGCUGAGUGCGGAGCUAUUGACGCUUCCCACGCAUAGCGGGGUGCUGGCGUUUCCGCGGUGCUGCGAAAACCUGACAGCUUCGGAGUUUCUCCGAAUUUCCCGGCUCUUUGGUGGAAAGGAGGUAGUGAGUCGCCAUGUGGUUCAUCCCAGUUCUCCAAGUGAAGACAUCCUGCGCCUAUCCAACCAGGCGGAGCAUGGAGUGGUGCAGGUGGGUCCACAGUGGCACCAGGACGGGAGCACUGAAAAAGCCGUGUUUAGCCACCUGCUGCUGCAUGCCUUGCGCCCCGGCGCCCCCACUCACUUCGCGGACUUGGCGAAGGCUUACGAAGUGCUGGAGCCGGAGACACAGGAGCAGUGGUUGCGCAUGGCUUCUGCCUCUUAGCAUCAUGAUAACCUUUUAGCGUCAGCCACUACGUCACCACCAAGAUGCGAUGUGUGACCCCC
This is a messenger RNA of Cladocopium goreaui, 641 nucleotides long. NCBI's taxonomy places the organism in Eukaryota, Dinophyceae, Suessiales, Symbiodiniaceae. The record is from the annotation of a GenBank genome assembly.